Messenger RNA from Chaetomium strumarium, 2364 nucleotides. RefSeq lists its product as uncharacterized. The transcript is spliced from 3 exons. The record is from RefSeq and is a predicted model, not a curated record. Gene Ontology annotation, molecular function: DNA binding; RNA polymerase II general transcription initiation factor activity; TFIIF-class transcription factor complex binding. Bases 112 to 2238 code for a protein of 708 amino acids. Gene Ontology annotation, biological process: positive regulation of transcription elongation by RNA polymerase II; transcription initiation at RNA polymerase II promoter. Lineage: Eukaryota; Fungi; Ascomycota; Sordariomycetes; Sordariales; Chaetomiaceae. Gene Ontology annotation, cellular component: transcription factor TFIIF complex; nucleus.
GCUCGAUGACGUGCGCUACUUGAGCUCAGCCUUUUGCCCCGAGGCCAUCGCCGGUCGGAAUCAUUCGACCGUCGUCACCCCACUAUUGCCUCGAUUGAACCACCGCCUGCCAUGAGCGGCCCUCCUCCCGGCGCUGGCAACGGCCCCCGGCUCCCUCCUCCGGGGACCGUCAUACAGCGCAAGCCCACCACCGCCAACCCCUUUGCGGCCAGAAAAAGGCCGAAGCCACCAGCGCAAAAUGCGAGGCCACCGAGGCCGGUAGAGAAGGACGUGGGAAAAGAGCCCGAGCCUCUGCUCGAUGACCCAACCGAUCCUGGGAUGAAGCAGCUGAAAGAACAGCGGCUCAAGAACGGAGGCUGGAGCGAGGCUCCCCCGGACAAGUACCAAGACUUUCCCCUAGUCAUGACUAAGCGGUCCAUGCUGGAGGGCUUGCGCCAUCACAUUAUGCGGUUAAAUAAGGGAACAGCAGAGCCCGGCCGGGCGAAAGGAGAUGCGAUUGUGGACGUUACCAACCAGGAUCAGUUCCCGCGGCCCGUCACUCUACUGCGUCGUGACCCCAGACUUCCGCCGGCUCACCGCAUGGUGGAAAAGCAGCCCGAGUCGAUUCCGACCGACCCUGCAGAAGCCGCUGAGUUUGAGCGUGUUCGCCAGCUCAAGGCGGAAAAGGAGGCGCAGCGCGCCCUGGAUCAGGCGCAGAUUGCUCCCGUUAUCCGGGGAAACGAGCCGAAGGCGAAGCAGAACCAAAAGAAGGAGAAGCCCGCCGCCUUCUACGGAAGAAACACGGAUGCGCAUAAAAAGGAGUCCAAGAUCCACUAUGAGGAGACGUGGCCGUGGCAUCUCGAGGACGCUGAGGGCAAGGCGGGCGUGUGGGUUGGGCAGUAUAUUGCCAGUCUGUCGGACCUGAACGUGGCACUCGUCAUAGACGGGGCGCGCUUCCGCAUGAUCCCGCUGGAGCGGUAUUACAAGUUCGAUGAGAAGCCCAAGUUCGAUACGCUCUCCCUGGACGACGCCGAGAAGAUGAUGUACGAGGUCAAGGAGAUCAAGCGUUGGGUCAUGAAGCAGAAGGAUCAAGAACUGCUGGAGAGGGAGAAGAACGAGACGCGGCAGUUCUUGCGCGGGCCCACCCGUGUGAAGACGGAGAGUGCCACAUCGCGCUUGGCGAGGAGGACCGAGAAGCAGGAUGACUUCGAGCUUGACAUGUCGGGCGACGAGUUUCAAGAUGACGACGAGAACCCCGGCUUCGACGCUGAUGACGAAGAGGUCAAGGAGGCCAAGGACCGCAUCCGCAGGGAGCAGGUGGCGGCCAAUACGUUCGGCGAGGCCGAAGAGGACAAGGUUGAGAAGCAGGAGCGGGAGGAGCAGCUAGAGAAGCUCAGGCAUAAGAUGAUGGGCAAACAGGUAGUCAAGACGCUCAAGAAAUUUGAACAGGGAUUGGACUAUGACGACCUGGAAUCCGGCGACGAAAACAACCCGUUCACCGACGAUUCGGAUACCGACGAGGAGUCGCAGGAUCGUGACCAAGAGGAUAAGGAGGAUGAGGAGGGCAGGGAGGGCAAGAAGGCCGACCAGAAAGGCCAAGGUGCCUCGGGGGCGAAUACCAAGGGUAACACGACCCCCUCUGGAAGGCAAAGAGUGGCCGACGUGGCCAAAAAGGGCAAGUUGAAGCGGGUCGGGUCACCGAACAUGUCCGAAUCGAGCGAGAAUGAGGCCGCCCGCAAGAAGCUCAAGACCGGAAAAGGAUCCGUGGUCCCCAGCCGUGGGGUGACUCCCAUUCCCGGGCGGCCGAAACCGGUGGGCGCUGCUAUGAGCGAUGGCGAAGCUACGGGCGGCGAAGCGUCCGACGGAGGCGCGAGGAUGAUGAAAAAGCCCAUGGUGAAACUUGGGAUCCGCGCCGGCACUACGCCAUCGGGUUCGCGCGCGGGCAGCCCUGCUCCGGCCGCCAACCAAGCUCCCCAGGCCCCCGGCACCGCAACACCCAGCGGUUCGCCGCCGCCGGGCCAGGCCCCGGAUAGAAUACAGCCUUGGGAAAUCGCCGAGGCUCUGGCUCCGUACGCGAAGGAGGGCAUCAGCCUUGGCGCCCUGCUGCGCAAGUUCCAAAGGAGGAUGAAUGGGCCUGGAAACAUCACCAAGACUGAGUGGAUUCAGAUGGUCAAGGCCAACGCCGUCUACGGCCCGGAUAAGCUUCUCCGACCUAAACCCGGCGGUGCAUCACCUGGCGGUGCAUCACCACAAGCCUGAGCAGCAUAGGAUAGGCUACGCUCCAAGGGCAGCAGUCCCUAUCUCCUCUCCGUGUUAUAAGACUCACACGACUGGGGCUCUUGAAAAAAAUCUCGAAUAAUAAAAACGCGGAGGACAGAACGGUUU